This is a messenger RNA of Phyllostomus hastatus (greater spear-nosed bat), 3714 nucleotides long. Its product is annotated as zinc finger protein 211-like. The coding region runs from base 49 to 1851 and encodes 600 amino acids. The record is from RefSeq and is a predicted model, not a curated record. Gene Ontology annotation, biological process: regulation of DNA-templated transcription. NCBI's taxonomy places the organism in Eukaryota, Metazoa, Chordata, Mammalia, Chiroptera, Phyllostomidae. The transcript is spliced from 3 exons.
UCUGUGCUCUCAGUUUCAUUAUUACGUGGUCAGUAUCUUCUGAUCAGAAUGUCGAGCGUGGAAGGUGCCAGAGUGCCGGUCACCUCAGUAGAGGUGAGGGACAGCGACGCUGUUCGCGUGUCUGGUGCCAGGGCUGAGACAGGUACUCCAACAACAGCGACACCCCCGUGGCCCGCCGCUCCCGCCCUGCUCCGCCCACGGAGUCCGGCGGCGGCUGCCGCCGAGCGGAGGCGCCCCGCUGAGGAUGUUGUGACCUUUGAGGAUGUCACGGUAUAUUUCUCCAGGACAGAAUGGCGCCUCCUUGAUGAAGCUCAGAGACUUCUGUACCUUGAUGUGAUGCUGGAGAACUUUGCUCUUAUAUCUUCGCUGGGUUGCUGCUGUGGAGCAGAGAAUGUGGAGGCACCCAGUGAACAAAAGUCGAAGAAUCCAAAGGCAGCUUUGUCUUCCCAGAAGAGCCACCCCUGUGAGAGAUGUGGGCCGGUCUUGAGAGACAUUUUCCUUCUGGUUGACCAGCAGGGAACACAACACAGCUUGACCCUGCUGCAGUGUGGGGCAUGUGCAAAACCAUUUUAUUUCAGUGCACAGAGUCACCAGCAGCAGGAACAGGACACAACACAGAAUGGUUUCAUAAGUAGUGUGGACAGUGUCUCACUUGGAAAGAGCUGCAAUUCCCAUAUGACAUGGAAUCCUUGUACCUCUAGUCAGGUUGGAAAAGACUUCACUAUCACCUCAGGACAUCUUGAGCAACAGGAUACUCACACCAUGAACAGGGCAAACAAAAUCUCUCAGUCUGGAAUGACUUGUCAAAAGUCUGGAAUGACAAGUACAAAAUACUAUUAUAACCCAGGAGAAUGCAAGGAAGCUUUUGGCUUUGACGACACACUUGUUGAAGAUAAGAAUGUCAUUACAGGAGGACAGUGCUUUGUAUGUUGUGAAUGUGGGAAAUCUUUUACCAAUAUCUCUGACCUCCAUAACCAUCAGAGAGUUCACAUUCCAGAAAGGCCUUAUGAGUGCAGUGAAUGUGGGAAAUCUUAUACCUGGAGCUCUGCCCUCCGUAGACAUCAGAGAGAUCACAUUGGAGAAAGGCCUUAUGAAUGUGGUGAAUGUGGUAAAUCUUUUCCCAUAAGCUCUGCUCUUCGUAAUCAUCAGAGAGUUCACAGUGGAGAAAGGCCUUAUGAGUGUAGUGAAUGUGGUAAAUCUUAUACUAGUAGUUCUGACCUCCAUAGACAUCAGAGAGUUCACACUGGAGAAAGGCCUUAUGAGUGUAGUGAAUGUGGGAAAUCAUUUACCAGGAGCUCUAACCUUCAUAAGCAUCACAGAGUUCACACUGGAGAAAGGCCUUAUGAGUGCAGUGAAUGUGGAAAAUCUUAUACCAGGAGCUCUGCCCUUCGUAACCAUCACAGACUUCACACUGGAGAAAGACCUUAUGAGUGUGGUGAAUGUGGGAAAUCUUUUACCAUUAGCUCUGUUCUUCGUAAUCAUCAGAGAGUUCACACUGGGGAAAGGCCUUAUGAGUGCAGUGAGUGUGGAAAAUCUUUUACUUGGAGCUCUGCCCUUUUUAACCAUCAGAGAGUUCACACUGGAGAAAGGCCUUACGAGUGCAGCGAUUGUUCAAAAUCAUUUCCCAGUAGCUCUCUUCUUCGUUAUCAUCAGAGAGUUCACUCUGGAGAAAGGCCUUACGAGUGUGGUGAAUGUGGGAAAUCUUUUUCUAGUAACUUUGCCCUUCGCUGUCAUCAGAGAGUUCACACUGGAGAAAAGCCUUAUGAAUGCAGUGAAUGUAAGAAAUGUUUUAGACAAAGCUCUGCCCUUUUUCAGCACUAUAGGGUUCAUUCGGCAGAGAAACCUGUAUGAGUAUGGUUAAUGUGGAAAAACAUAUGAGUAGCUCUGCCUUUUGUCAUCAUAGAGGAGUUCACACUGGAUAAAGUGUUUUUAAGUGUAGUGAACUGGGGACAUCUUUGACAUGUGGCACUUGUCUCCAUUAGCAUCAGAGAGUUCACACAAAAGAAAGGCCCUAUGUGUGCAGUGAAUGUGGGUAAUCUUUUAUUUGUAGCAUUAACUUUCAUUGUCAUCAGUGAGUUCACCCAGGAGAAUGGCCUUAUAGCUGUAGUGAUACGGGAUAUUUUUUUAAUCAUUAACCUUUUUUUAUUGUAUGAAACUUCACACUGGAGGAAGGCCUUAUGACUGCAGUGAUUGUGGAAAAUCCUUUAUCUCUAGCAUAUGCCUCCAUGUCAUCAGGGAGUUGACACUGAGGAAUGGCCUUAUGUUCCAGUAAAUGUGGGAAGUCUUUGUUGCUUCAGUAAAUUCUAUUAUGAGAGAGUUUGCAUCAUAGAAAUGCCAUUUGAGUCCUUUCAAUAUGGAGAAUCUUUUACCAGUAGCCAUGGCCUUUGUUGUCAUCAGAAAAUUCACAAUGAUUCAGUUCUUAUAAGUUAAGAAAAUUUGGGAAAUCUUGUAUUUCUGGACAUUCCCUUUGUAUUUUAUCAGAGGUGACAAAUCUGAUAGGUUUUAUAUAUACAUGCAAUAUGAGAAAAUUUUUUUUAAGAUUUUAUUUAUUUAUUUUUAGAGAGGGAAGGGAGGGAGAAAGAGAGAGAGAGAAAUAUUAAUGUGCGGUUGCUGGGGGCCGUGGCCUGCAACCCAGGCAUGUUCCCUGACUGGGAAUCGAACUUGGGAUGCUUUGGUUCGCAGCCCGUGCUCAGUCCACUGAGCUAUGCCAGCCAGGGCACAAUAUGAGAAAAUUUUUUCUUGUAACACUAAAGUCCAUUAUAUUCAGAGAUUUCACCCUAGGUGAAGGCCUUAAGAGUACAGUGAAUUCUUUUUCUAUCAUUUUUCUUUUCUUAUCAUCAGAGAGUUUACACAAAAUUAGGCCUUAUAGGGACAUCAAAUGUGGGAAAUCUUUUACCUCGUAGUCAUGGCCACCUUAAUUACAAUUCACGCUGGUUAAAGGCUUCAAGUAUGACAUGAACAUGGGAAAUAUUUAGCCAUAAGUCUGUACCCUUUUGACAUUGGAGAGUUCUCAUGGUGUAAAUGGUUAGAUUUUAGGAAGUGUAUUUUUUUUUUCUGUGUAAUGACACAGGAGAAAACUUUCUGAGGAAAUGCCCAUGCUUAAUUUUGUAUGUUCACAGUGUGGAUAUGUCUCAGAAUUUUAAUGUUUAAAUUUUGAAGAACCUAACAAAGUACUAUCUAAAGUAAUUGUGCCUUUAUGCAUAUUUAAGUCAUGGUGUUUAAGGGUUUCAUUAUGACUCUAACAAAAUCUUGAUCUGUUUAAUUUUUAGGAAUUUUAGCUUUUGUAUGUUCAUCAUGCUCUCUAUGUUAUUUUAGUUGCAUUUCUCUAAACAUUUAUGCUGAGCAUUUUUGCAGGUGUGUAUAUACUACUGAUAUGUUUUUAAUAAAUUAUGUGUUGACAUAAUUUACCUAUUUUUUAUUAAUUUGGGCUACUAUCCUUCAACAAAUGGGAUAGUGAAACAGCAAAGACAUAUGUUAUAAUGUUACCCAUUUUCACUCCUUAAAUAACAAGUAAUUUUUGCUUUAUGGAAUAAUUGAGUUUUUUUGAAGGGGUAUAAUUGUUUCAAUAUUGUAAUGUAAUUCCAAAGUAUUUGGAUUUUUUGCUGUACAAAAUGUAGUAGGUACAUACCAUAUAUGUUAAAGAAUAAUCUGCAUUAUUAACUCACUUCAUCGCUUUUGUAAUUUCAAACAUUUAGUAAUAUAAUAAAAGGCUUG